AUGGGACGGCAUUCGAUCGCGUCUGAAAUCUUCGACAAUGAGUCUAAAAUCGACUUUGGAGUGCGCGAUAGUGUCUUGACUGUCGACGAUGUGACGCCUUAUCCACCGGUAGGAAGCUCGAUUCAGUUAUUCGAGAGCGAGCCUUUACCCGAAGAGCACGCAUGGCGGUUCGGUGUGCGGGAAUGGCUGGUCUUUGUCUGCAUUGUCAUUCUGUCCAUGAUGGAUUCUUUCAAUGCGACUAGCUUGAUUCCUGCAUUACCAGAACUAUCAAAUACAUUCGGAAAACCCCUCGCGAGCACGUUAUGGGUCAACACAGUCUAUCUCAUUUUCAGCGCAACAAGCCAACUAUACUUCACAAUGACGAGCGAAGUAUUCAGCCACGGCCCGGUGUGGAUAAUAGCAGUAGUAUUCGCAACGAUCGGGACAGGAAUCUGCUGCGGAUCAAUGAGCCUCAUCGAACUCAUAAUCGGCCGCAUGAUACAAGGAAUCGGUGGUGGCGGCGCAAUGAGUCUCUGCUUCGUGAUAAUGGCCGAAUCAACACCUCAGUCAAUCCAUUCCCGGUAUUCGUGCUAUAUCUUGCUAACGCGGAUGUGCGGCACCAUCCUCGGUCCUGUUGUUUCUGGUAUUUUUGUUGAUAAUACCAGCUGGACUUGGGCUUUGUAUUUUAAUUUCAUCUUCUGCGCGCUGGGCUUGUUGGCUAUUCCAUUUGCCGUUGAUUUGCGCGUGUCGAAGAGUAUUCCGUUGCGCAAGUUGCGCAUUUUGGAUUGGUCCGGCGCUACUAUGGCCUUUUUGGGAUCUGGAGCUGUUCUUGUCGGGUUGACUUGGGGUGGAAGUUUGUAUCGUUGGGAGCAGUGGCAGACUAUUGUGCCGAUUGCUGUUGGUGCUGCUGUUUUUUUUGCGCUUGUUUUUUAUGAAUUCAAGUGGGCUCUUCAUCCGCUGUUUGGUAGGAGGGUGUUUCGCUCUAGAUUGAUGGUCAUGACUUAUCUCGGUUGCUUUUUGCAUGGCUUCAUGGUCUUUGCUCAUUUGCAAUUCUUCCCGCUAUACUUCAUGUCCACCCACUAUAUGUCUGCCACGUUGUCGGCUGUGGCCCUGCUGGCUAUGGUUGGGAUGGAAAUUGUACCCGCCGCAAUUGUUGGCGUGAUUCUUGCCAGGGAGUCAAGAUGCACGCAGUGGAUCAUCUCCAGCGGUUGGAUCUUGAUUAUUCUUUCAGGAGGUUGCUCCAUUCUGUUGGAUAGCACAACACCGGCGGCGGGAUGGGUGUUCUUGUUGUUCACAGCAGGGUUGGGCCACGGUCUUCUACUCGCGAGCUAUAAUGUCAGAGUCCAGAAUGUGCCCAAUGAUGACGAGGAUCCUUCUCUGUCGACUCUGCCAACGACCGUUUCUCAUUAUAUGAGGGCCAUGGGCAUGGCAUUUGCUGUUCCCGUUGGCGGCGUUGUUUUGUUGAACAUUUUUAGGCAGGAACUCACAGGUAUUGGAUUGGACCGGAACUUGGUCAAUACGGCGAAUGGGUAUUUAAUCCUGAUGAACCAGGUCAAGAUGUCAAGUGAGCAUAGAGAAGCAGUCACACUUGCUUCGGUCGCGGCUUUCCGAGUGCUGUGGGAGGUCCUCACCGGCGUUGCUUUCGUUGGAGGUAUCUCGUCUGUUUUCCUGUGGCGCAGGCACGCAUAA
Penicillium antarcticum is the source of this 1668-nucleotide messenger RNA. RefSeq lists its product as uncharacterized. The coding region runs from base 1 to 1668 and encodes 555 amino acids. Gene Ontology annotation, molecular function: transmembrane transporter activity. The transcript has 3 exons. The record is from RefSeq and is a predicted model, not a curated record. Gene Ontology annotation, biological process: transmembrane transport. Lineage: Eukaryota; Fungi; Ascomycota; Eurotiomycetes; Eurotiales; Aspergillaceae.